AUGAGGCUGUGGCCGGGCCUGCGGCUCGUGGGUGCCGGCGGCAAAGUGCAGAAGGGCGUCUUCUUCACCGUCAGCGAAGUGGGAGAGCGAGUGUCGCAGGAAAGCGCACAGAGCUUCGAGCCCUGGGAGCUGCUGAAGCACAUCCGCCUUUGCAGCGCCAUCACUUACGCUUCCGUGGUUUCACUGCAAGUGUAG
This is a messenger RNA of Symbiodinium necroappetens, 195 nucleotides long. NCBI's taxonomy places the organism in Eukaryota, Dinophyceae, Suessiales, Symbiodiniaceae. The record is from the annotation of a GenBank genome assembly.